Fusarium pseudograminearum CS3096 is the source of this 2433-nucleotide messenger RNA. RefSeq lists its product as uncharacterized. The transcript has a single exon. The record is from RefSeq and is a predicted model, not a curated record. Bases 1 to 2433 code for a protein of 810 amino acids. Lineage: Eukaryota; Fungi; Ascomycota; Sordariomycetes; Hypocreales; Nectriaceae. Gene Ontology annotation, molecular function: FAD binding; oxidoreductase activity, acting on CH-OH group of donors.
AUGCGUUUCACUAUCUCCUCCGCGACAGCCCUUUUGGGUCUUGUCGCUUCGUCUACAGCCCAGCGAACCACCGCAUACACCGACCCCAAGACCGGUAUCGACUUCCAGCGCCUCGUGGAGAAGGACUUUAGCAUGGGUAUCGCCGUCCCCGAGACUCUCGGCAAGGACUUGAUCGCUCAGCUGGUCGUUCCUGUUGCAAAGGAAGGAUGGGGAGGUAUUUCUUUCCGAGGCGGUAUGGUCGGUGGUCUUCUCUUUGUCGCUUGGCCCAACGGCGAAGAUAUUGUCACCAGUUUCCGUAUGGCUGCAUCGUACGCCAACCCUGAUACCUACACCAACACUACUGUCAAGGCGACACCCAUUCCCGAGGGUACCUUUGUCAACAGCACUCACUUCUCAUACACCUUCCUCUGUGAGGGCUGUGUUGAGGAAAAGGUUACAAGUCUCACUGGAGAGUCACCUGUCGUUGGUUACGCUUACUCCACCAUCGCUGUCGACGCUCCUGCUGAGCCCGAGAGUGCCCUUUCAUACCACGGUGCCGGUUUCGGUCAGGGUGGUCUUGACAUCAAGGCUGCUGCAUCUGCCAAGUUCGCUGACUGGGCUGCUAUGGCCAAGGACUCUGCUCCUACUCCUCCCGGUGGCGGUUCCGGUGGAAACGGCACUAUCCCUGUUCCCGGCAACUCUACCAUUACUCCUCCUACCACCUCCAACAUCACCUACGAUGUCAUUGUCGUUGGUGGUGGCCCAGCUGGUAUCAUCGCCGCUGAGCGACUCGCCGAGACAGGCGUCAGUGUUCUUCUUAUCGAGCGCGGCCCCGCCAACACCGUCGCCCUCGGAAACACACAGCAAGCUCUCCCCUGGAACAACACCCUCACUCCCUACGACAUCCCCGCCAUGGGUAGCAGCCUGGGCAGCAUGUCUGGCACCAAGUUCUGCAGUGACACUGCUUCCACAGCUGGGUGUCUCCUCGGUGGAUCCAGCUCCAUCAACGGUCUCAACUUCAUCCACCCACCUGAGCGUGAUUUCCAGCGCUGGCCCAAGGGCUGGGGCUGGGCUGACAUGUCGGCUGCUGCUGAGCGUCUGUACGAGCGCAACCCUGGAACGACUCUUCCUUCUGAUGAUGGAAAGUACUACAAUGACAUGACUUUCAAGGUUCUCGAGAAGUACCUGAGUGCCAAGGGCUGGAAGGAAGUUGAUUCCAUCAAGCAGCCCAACGAGAAGCAUGAGGUUUACUCUCGCUGCUCGUGGUCCAUCAAGGAUAACAUGCGCGCUGGUCCUGCCCGAACUUACAUGCCCUUUGCCAAGGCUCUUCCCAACUUUACCCUCAAGCUUGAAACCAAGGUUAUCCAGCCUAUCCGAUCUGGUAGCAUGAUCACCGGUGUUCUCACGCAAGCUGCCGAUGGUAGCAAGCAGAUUAUCAAGGUCAAGGCUGGUGGUAAAGUUGUUCUCGCUGGUGGUGCCAUGUCCACUCCCCGUCUUCUCUGGAACGCUGGUAUCGGCAAGUCUGAUGCUUUGGCUAUUGUCAAAGAGGGUGCUGCUCGAACUGGUGUCACUCUCCCUCCUGCUUCGGAGUUCAUCGAUCUCCCCGUCGGCCACCACCUCCAGGACCACGCGCAGGUCAUGCUCCAGUUCAAGACCAAGAGCAACUUUACCGCUUACAAGUUCAACGACAUUGGUACCAAGCCUGUUGCCUCUGAUCUGGACCUGUACAUGCAAGGUUCCGGCCCCAUCACCCAGGCUGCCCAGCGCAUGCACCUUUGGACUUCUGCCGAGGGCGCUGAUGGCCGUGUUCGUUACCUUCAAGGUACAGCUAGUGCCAUGGCCGACGGUAUCAUCACCGUCCGUACAUUCUUGACCCACGGUACUUCCACCGUUGGAGAGCUCGGUAUCGCUGCUGGUGGAAACACUCUCCUCAAGACAAAGCCCUGGUUGAUUGACCAAGAGGAUCGCAAGGCCAUGGGUGAUUUUAUCCAGUACUGGUUGGAUCUUGUUAGUGGUAGCAACUCUACCCUCUCUUACAUCACUCCCGGCGCUACUGUUGAUGAUAUUCUCGCAACCAAGAUGAUCAGCGGUGAUCACUGGAUGGGCAGUGCCAAGAUGGGCGUUGACGACGGCCGUAAAGCCAACGGAAGCAGUGUCGUGGAUCUUAACACCAAGGUUUAUGGUACCGACAAUCUCUUUGUUGUUGACGCAAGCCUUCACCCUGAUCUUCCCACUGGAAACACUCAGUCGAUUAUCAUGAUUGCGGCUGAGCACGCUGCUGAGAAGAUUGCUGCUAUCAAGGUUGUCGGUGGAGGUAGCAACUCUACCAUUCCCGAGCCUGUGUCUCCUACUCCUACCCCUGUUGCCAUCCCUUCCAAGGGUGCCAAGUACAAGCGAGCUAUUCGUCGUGCUGCACGAAGGUCCAUUGACUUUCGAAGACGAUCAGUUUACUGA